This is a messenger RNA of Micropterus dolomieu (smallmouth bass), 4424 nucleotides long. Its product is annotated as mastermind-like protein 2. Bases 1064 to 3799 code for a protein of 911 amino acids. The transcript has 5 exons. Gene Ontology annotation, molecular function: transcription coactivator activity. Lineage: Eukaryota; Metazoa; Chordata; Actinopteri; Centrarchiformes; Centrarchidae. Gene Ontology annotation, biological process: Notch signaling pathway; positive regulation of transcription of Notch receptor target. The record is from RefSeq and is a predicted model, not a curated record. Gene Ontology annotation, cellular component: nuclear speck; nucleoplasm.
AAUUAUUUAACAAACAUUAAGGGGAUCCUUAACCUGUCCUACCACCGUCCACGCCAUGGAGGGCAAUUUCCUCUUCACUCCACUAGAGUGUGCAUUUGGACCCUGCUACAUCCAUGAGUGUAUCAUGUCAAAAGAGGAAUGUUAAUACAAUGAGGGUCUGUGUAUUGUAGUUCCGCUAUUGCCUCGGUGCACCACACGGACAAACGAUUGUCAAUGGACUAUGUGAGUAGGAUCUCAAUCGGUUUUGCAACGGCUUCAUGCGCUUACACUGCGUGGUUUUUGACUUGUAAUUUGCAACAACAUCGUUCUUUUCCUGAUGGAAAGAGAGAGAGAGGCAGAAAGGACUAAUUUCCAAACAAAAAUGCCGUGAGUCUUGAAGUUUAGCGGAUUUUGUGUGUUUGUAGAUUCUCCUAUUUUGGCGACCAAUCGCUCACUUUGAUUUAGUUGGCAGUCUUACUCUUUUUUGACUGUUUAAUAAGUGGUGCAUAUUUGAGACAGAGUAAGCUGACAAUGUGCCAGAGAUGUACCCAUCGAAACUGAAGUUGUGCGUGCUAUGGUUUUGAAUCAUCUAAGAGAUUCAUAUUGAAUAUAAUUUAUCUGUGAGCAGAGGUCGAGUCGUUGAGCAAGAGCUGAUUCAUUCCAGCUGUGAUUCCAUGAGCCUUUCAUGUUUGUAACUAAUUUCAGUUUUAAUUAUAAGCUAACAGAGUAACACCCCUGUGGAAGAAAUCACUAAUAAAAUUCAGUUACACUGGGACUUUUUAAUGCUUUUGUGGAACAAAGUAUGAGUUAGUGAUCGUAUUUUACUUUAGGCCUGUAGGCAAGUGUUUCUUUAUCUUUCAUAUCGCUAUAACAUUUCGUAUCAGUUUGACACAAUAAUUGCGCAUCGUAUCUUUUAUCAAAGGUCAUAGGCUACAUUGUCUUUCUCUCAAGUGACUUUGUGCGUGCAGUAUAGUAUUUUUUGCUUUCCACAUGGGAUCAUCUUGUUUUCUUCCAUGCCCGUACUGUGGUCCAUUAUAAGCUCAGUGGACCUCAGUCUCGAUAAACUUGUCGGGGACCUGCGGGCAUGGGAGAAGCGACCCCUGCUCAGUCUGCUACGGGGGCAUUCGUACCCAUGUUGGGUGUCGGUUUAGGAACUAUGCCCGGUGGGGUCGUCAACGGGCCGGUGGUGGCCACCUCCAGAGGCUCGGCUGUGCCACAGCUGCACAACGCCAUAGUGGAGCGUUUGCGUGCCCGCAUAGAGCUGUGCAGGAGGCACCACUCUACCUGCGAGAAUCGCUACCAGAGGGGUCAGGCUGAGAGCUCGGACCGGGAGCACGAGAGUACUCUUCACCUACUCAACAUAGUCCACCAAGGGCCAGGGACCCGAAAGGCAAAGGGCAGCCGGGGAUCGAACCAGCAACCACCAGACUACAGCAGGGCCAAUGGAGAGCAAAAGGGCGCUGAGGGCGAGCAGAAGAUUUCCACGCGCAUAGCGCUUCAAGGAACUUUGCGAAGGAAGAUCGAGGGACAUGCACCAGGACAUGCACCAAAGCAGAAUGGGCUCUCCUGUGGUUUUUCUGGAUCAGACUUUAAGCGGGUCUGUGUGGAUACCAGUGGUCUGGGACAUGGGCCCUGCAACCAUAACUUAACCCAGUCUCAUUCUCUGCAAGGGUCCCAAACCAUUGGCAUGCAGAGGAAGAAUUAUAUGAUGCCCCAUGGAGUGGGGUCUGACAUAUUCAACAUGACACUUAAAGAAAUGAAAAAAGAGCCCAUUGAGAUCCAGUCUUGUGGACAGACGAAUGCAGAGAUGAUUUUUGACUUCAAAGAUGAAGGUGGUAGUCAGAUUGACCCAGAGCUCCAGGAUCUUUUUGAUGAGCUGACAAAGACAGUGCCAACACUGAAUGACCUGGAGUUUGAGAAGAUGCUAAAGCAGGAUGAUACAUUCGGUUUGGAUCUCGGUCGGCCAAGCUCAGCAGGAGCAGCUGCCAGUUUGUGUUCCCCAAUGGAGAAGCAGAUAAAGAUGGAGCACUCCCCAGAUUUUUGCCAGGUUCAUGUUGGCUCGCCCCAGCUUCGACCAGCCUCAGCAGGACCCUCUUUCACGUUGACCAGCACUUCUUCUACCACCACGUCACAGAAAGCUAACACUCAGGCAGGGCACCCCAGAGGCAUGUCCUGCUGGCCAGAAAUAUCCCACGCAGAGCAGCUGAAGCAGAUGGCAGCAAACCAGCAACAGCCGAGCUCUCUGCUCCAUCACCACCAAACACCACCAGCAGCAUUGAUCAGCUGGGCUCCUACCAUGAGCACCCACACUUCCACCAGCGCCUUCCCACAGGACAAGGUCUCCAGCCAACAGAGGGUUGGCUCCCAGAGUAAAGGGAUCAACAACUGCCUCUUCAAGUCCAAUGGUCACAAUGGCUCCCAUCAUUUGGAUAUGAAGGUUCUCAGCACCAAGCCCACGUUGCAUUUCAGCCCCAAAGCACCCCAUUCUGCCAGCCAGCCGAUGCCUAUCAUGACAAGCUCAGUGAACAAGACUUCAGCCCAGCAGCAGCAGCAGCAGCAACAGUCACCAUCGACAGGCCAGAAUCAGCCACAUUCAGCUCUCCACUUCUCGAACCCACAGAUCUCCACAUCAGGGGCUCUUUGUCUGCAACCCAAGACUGUUCCCACAGGACUGCCAUUCAAACUGUCACAACAGCGACAGGGUGUUCCUCCUGGUCCGAGGCUGCCCAACAAUAGAAUCUUAGGAGUCAUGGCAGCCCAGCCACAGCCACGGCCCCCAGCACCCAACAACCAGCAGAAAGUCCCAGCCAAAACUCAGGGCAUGCAGAGACAGCUUAAUCAACAACAGCACACCAUUAGCAAUCCAGACAAAGACAAUACACAUGAUCAGUUCAAUCGUCAUCUCACAAGACCGCCACCUGAUUACAAGCAGUCAAGAAGUAUGGUGGGAGUUCAGCAAGGAAACGUAUUCACAGGUCAAAUCUCCUCCCAGUCUUCUAGCAAUGGCCCUGAGAAUGACCUACAGUCCAUGUCUUGUCACCUCCCAAGUGGGUCAGGUUCAAAGAUGAGUCCUUCACCAUCGGACCGCAGAUUUGUUAUCGGGACAGACUGUCAUCCGAGUUCUUGUAUCAGCCAAUUCCAGCAACAUAACAAUCAGAAUCAAAUUGGACUAAAUCAAAAUAAAACCAGGUUCUUGGGGCCAAACACUCAUGGAAAUUCUUUUGGGAUGAACAGUGUAGCAGGUGUACAGCACCCGAGAACGACAGCUGACCUGCAUUCCUCGGGGGUUCCAGGACAGGGUCUCGGAGGCUUGAUGAAAAAUGUCAACAUGGGCUGGGGCUCAGCCAACAAGCAAGUGACAACUGGACUCAAUGUUAGGCGGCUACCCAAUCCACUACAGUCCCAGGGUGGGCAGCUGGACAUGCCAAACCAUCCGUACCAACAGAGGCACAUUGGCCCUCCCAACCAGGUCGCACCAGAUAUCGGGAUGCUCCCUCUUAACCCUUCGAUAAGAGACACAGGCCCAAGACCAACCCAGCCAAUGAUGGGAUCUCCAUCAGCAGUGGGAAAUCUGAACCAGGCCUCUCCUGAACAGAGGGUACCAGCAGGCAACUUUGCAGAGCCCAAUCCCAACUCUAGCAGCUACCAGAAUAACCGAGCCAACCAUCUGACCUUUGACUUCCUCCCUGAAGGGGACAACACAGUUCCAGGGAUCAACACAGAUUCGGACUUCAUAGACUCUCUGCUUAAGUCUGGCUCUGGGAAUGAUGAUUGGAUGAAAGAUAUAAAUUUGGAUGAGAUUCUGGGCAGUCACUCGUGAAUUUGGGUCACAGAUUGCUAAAAACUGACCCGCAGCUCAUAUUAUAGAGGUUAUGGAUGUAAGAUGUAAGGGGUAACAUUUUUUAAAUAAUGUUGAAAUGGAAUUUUAUAAACUCAUAUCAUUUGUUAUCCAAGUAUACUGUAUUGUUUUGUAUUGUAUUUACUGUGAACGGAAUUUGUGUUCUGUCCUUAGUACUCUGCAUAUUUUAUUCCUGGUAUAUUGGCCAAGAAACUGCUUUUCUUUGCAGUCAUUGUUUUUGUAGUCUGUCAUACUCAUGCUGUAGUGCUGUGUAUAGGAUAAGAUACCAAAUUCACACUGUGAAAAGAAAACAUUGCUGUGUUGUUUUCAAGUUCAUCCUGGUAAUCCAAGUUAAGUUUCAAAAUCUGCAUCCAAUAUUUAGCAUGAUACGGUAUUUACCUUCAGAUGUCUUGCUACCAUACACACAGAAUCUUGCCACAAAAGAUGUUUUCUUAAUUAUUGUUCAGGCUUUUUCAUCUGUGGUAGUUUUCGAUGCAAUUUAAAUAAUGUAACCAUUCAUUUUUUUCAUGUGAUAUUUAAUAAUUAUUGGGAUAGUAAUGAUACAUUAUAAUACAUGUAAUUAAUAAAACUGAUUUGAAUAAAUGAA